UAGCCACCCAAUCGCACGGUCUCUAAUGCGGUAAGACAAACCGCCCAGGCGUUCGAGCGAUUUCCACCAUGAGAAAACAAGCCGCCCAGGCGACAGAUGCACAAAUAUCGGCAGAGGGGCCCGCGUAUAUGCUCUGACACUCCCGCCUUGUCACCACAAUUUGCUCACCAACCCAAGGGAGCUAUAACUAGAGCAUUUACUACACUUGGAAUGGUGAUCAAAUUUUAGACCACUCUCUCUCUACAACACUAAAACUGUCUUCAAUGGAAAUGCUCUCAAUUCUCUCUUCUUUAAUUCUCUUGUUAGAUCAUUCUCCUUCCUUAACGAAUAAAUGGUAAUUUCCCUCACUCUCUACGUGUAAGCCUCCUACCACAUUAGCCUUGCACAAACAAUUGGCGCCCACCGUGGGGCAAAUGACGAAAGAUUCUAUGAGGAAGGGGUGAUAAUCCACACUUUCAAGCUCCAUAGAAGAGGAGACAACACCACUCAAAGAAACCAUGAGCCAAAGCCUCUAUGACGCGUCAACAAACCCGGAAGCAACAUGGCUAUUUCACUUGGAUGACAACCCAGACGUCGUGAUAAUUAAGGAAGAGGAGGUCGAGUUAUCUGCGAAAGAAAUCCACCAGCAGAUGGAGCAAAAAAACAAGGUCAUCGCCGACAUGCAAAGAAAGAUGAGCCAGAUGAUAGCGCUCAUGAGCGCUUCAGUGAGCGUAGCACGAGCAAUGCAGAGACAAGACCCGGUUCCAACAAAGGACCCCGAAGCGGAGGCCACGCCCCCACCCGUACGAGCAGCUCGAGUAGCGCGGCGAGAUCUGGAUUACCUAUAGAAACACUUAUCGCCCGCCUAUAGAGCCCCUCCAAAAAUCUUCCUUCACCAACCGCUAUGUGCGGCGAUCAUGGGCGAGCCAAUGAUGGGGAUCCCCCAACGCAACCUACCUACAACGGCACAACUGACUCGGAAGACCAUGGUAGUGAGUUCUGCCUACGCAUGCAACUUUAGACGUGCUCUAAUGCAGCCCUAUGCCGCACCUUCCCAUCCACAUUCGCAGGUGUUUGUCUUGACUGGCAAAAAUAUUCGUAACCGUGGAUAUCCGCCCGAAUCCGGCCUAAUCAUGUAGGGCAAAACCCGAACCCGAAGGACAUUUAGUGGGUACGGGUAAAAUCUGAACCCGAAUAUUGCGGGUAAUGGGUGGGCAUGGGUUUCUCACUAUCCAACCCGAAACCGCCCGAUUAUACACAUGCAUAUGUAUUUUGUCUAGAAAUAAUCAAUAUUUUUUGCUAACAUAUUUUAUAUUUAGCAUAUAAAUAUAAUAUUUUCAUGAAAUUGUGUAGUUUAAAUUAAUUUUCUUCAUUCUAGUGAAUUAUUGGCGUACUUUUCCUCUUACGUAAUUUGAGAAUACGUAUGAAUGUUAACGUAUUGGUUGAAGUUAUGAAGAGAAAUUAUUAUCCAUGGAUAACCGUGGAUACCCGAAACCCGAACGGGCAUGGGCAUGGUUUUGAUCUUCUACUCGUUUCACAUGUGGGUAUGGGUAUAGGUAAAACCCGAAAUACUAUGGGUAGGGUAACGUAAUCUUCCAGACGUUUGAGAAGUUUAUCCUCCUUUUUACAACCAAGUUUGCUCCCAAAAGCGGAGACCGCUGCACAUAGUGGCACUCGUAGACAUCAGACAAAAAGAAAAUGAGAGCCUCAGAGUAUUCUACUCUAGGUGGUCUCGCGUUGCCAUGGUGGUCCGAUUUCUUACCCCUGAAACCGCCGCACGCCACCUCAUAGAUUCCACAAACAACACUAAGCUAAGGCGGUCACUGGCGAUACGUUGGUGCUGUCCUCCUUCGAGCUGGAAGCCAAGGUGGAUAAGGCGAUCGCGCUGGAAAAACAUUGGGAGCAAGUUCUAUCCAUAAAUUUGUGGCCAAGAGUACGAGGAAUGAACAAAUGCAACACCAACCCCCACUCCCGAUGGACGCGUAUCAUAGCGUAGUUGGGAAGCCCCACAUGGACCUUCACGCCGCUGAACGAAACGGUGCGGAACAUAUUCCACGUCGUUAGGGAUGGUGAACAAGAUCCAAUCCGGUGGAUUUUAUGCUAUUCAACCUGUAAUGGGGCGGAUAAAAUCCGACCCGCGCUUGGACGGAGUGGAUCUUGAUCCGACCCGCUGUUAGAACAGAGCGGACAUGGAUUAUGCAUUUUGCUCCGCCCUGCUCUGCUCCGGUCCGCUCCACUCCGAUCCGUUGUCUAAUGCCAUGCGAAGCUAAGGAGAGAGACAGGCAGCAACUAGCUAUCCAUUUCCCAAAGAGACCCAAAUUCCCAGACCCUACAUGUCAUCCCUUGACCCUUAUGCCUUUAUCAAAAUCAUUCCUCCUCUCCCAAUUUCCAAUGCCCGUUAAAAUUUUCCAGUUCCCAGACCCCAUCCCAAUUAAAUAUCUCCAAUUAAUUCCAUCACCCCAACCAAUAAAAGCCUUCUUUGCAAACACAAUCCUUGACUAUUAUAUUAUCUCGUCAUCGCCAUCAUCUACGCUCACCGGCCGUCGUCAUCACCAUGAGGAAAUCGCCACCGUAGCCUUCGUCGUCAACUUCUGGUCAUCCUCGUCGCUUGGCCUUCCUCAUAUCCAUCUUGUUGUCGAUCUCUUAGCUGUCCCAGUCGGUUCUUCGCAGGUAAGAGUCUAUGAUCCUCCCGUCUAAUUUCUAAGGAUGGAUCAAGGCGGAUUUUAUCCGCCCCGCGCAGGAUAAUAUUUGGGGCAAAAAUUGGCGACCCGUCGUGGAGCGCGGGCCAGAUCGAAUCAAGAAUUCAAUGACAG
Molecule: messenger RNA, 2792 nt
Organism: Linum trigynum
Lineage: Eukaryota; Viridiplantae; Streptophyta; Magnoliopsida; Malpighiales; Linaceae
Source: the annotation of a GenBank genome assembly